AGCCAUUUCACUCAUUGAGCUGUACAGUUCGCAAAGCCUUGGGCUGCUUGGCCUGUUCAUUGCCAUGACCACUGGCGGCGCUGAUGGUGGUCAUAGCCAUGGUGACAACCAGGCCCACAUGUGUGGUCACGGCCAGGCCGAACAUGGUGCUGGCCACAGCCAUGGCCACAGCCAUGGCCACAGCCAUGGGCACAGCCACGAGCAUGGGCAGAGUGGGCAUUGCAACGGUCAUGCUGGUCAUGGUAGUCAUAGCCCAGCACACGUGCAUGCAAAAGUUGAUGUUGACAGUGAUGACGACAGUCACGAUGAAGAAUGUGGAUGUGGCUUUGCACAUUCCCAUGAUGAGAGCAGUGAGGAUGAAUGUAGUGACGAAGAAUGCAGUGGGCACGGAGGACACGGUGCACACGGGGCACACGGAGGACAUGGAGGACAUGGAGGACAUGGACAUUCUCAUGCCGGACAUUCUCAUGGUGGACAUGGCCAUGAGAGCAGUCAUGCACAUGGUCAUGGUCACGGUCAUGGCGGACACAAGGCAGUUCUUGAGGACAACACUCCCAAAAUGACCGCGCUGGAACACAGCCAUACCGCCAAGCUGGAGCACAGCUACACGAGCCAGUCGAUUAAAAGUGCCCUGCAAACCACGAAAUCUGGAGCAAAGACCAUGAGAUCGCAGAGAACCUUUGCCAGAAGCCGCACAAGCUUUAUGUCACUCUUCUCUCAAAGAAGAAGUGCAAGCAGCCUUCUCCUUCCUGAGGAAAUUUGCAGUGCUUGCUGUGGUCACGCUCUGCCAGAGAUUUGUUCUGUGAGGGGUUGCAGACCCCACGAGGUGGUGAAGACCAGGCUCAGCGUUCGCAACAUUUGCUGCGACGCCGAAGUCCGGCUCAUCAAGCGCAUUUUGGAACCGCUGAAGGGCGUGGAAACCGUCUCGAUGAAUCCCUUCUCCAAGAUUUGCGUCGUGGCGCAUUGUCCAAUUCCCUGUUGCCUUGCGCCGGAAGCCAUCCUCGAUCGCUUGAACAAGUCGGGGCUGGGCGCUGCGCUGCUGGGUCAGGGUGCAGGAGCUGAUGACGACAUCAUCGAGUUUGACUUUUUGCUUUGGUUCCAGCUGCACAUCCGCCAUCUUUCCGUCCUGCUGUCUGGACUUCUGCUGAUCAUUGGCGCCAUCUUGCAUGCGACCUUGGGGCACGACGAGCAGGCAGGACUUGGCUGCCAAAUCGCAGCGAUUUGUAUUGGGAUUCCAUUUAUUCUUUGGGAAGCUGGUGUGAACUUGUCCAAGUGCCAGCUUGAUUUGGCCGCACUUGUCGUGAUCGCCACUGGAGGUGCCGUGGCGCAGGGAGAGAUGGCAGAUGCUGCUUUGGUCAUUGUCCUCUAUAACUUGGCCAAGGUGAUUGAGCAAAUUGCCAUGAGUCGUGUAUCCAAGGCCUUGCGAACUGUCAUGCAACUGGAGACGAUUCGUAUGGUUUCUUUGGCACAAGAUGGCCGAAUGGUCGCGGCCGAAGAGUUGAAAGAAGGAGAUGUGAUUUCCUUGCGUCCGGGUGAAGAAUGUCCUGCCGACGGAGUGGUGACUCGAGGAUCAGCCUCCUGUUCCGAAGCGGCGAUCACUGGUGAAGCACGUCCUGUGGAGAAGAAGAAGCAGCACAAGAUUGCAUCAGGAUGUGUGAUCUUAAACGGAUAUGUCGAAGUGACCUUGACCAAAGACUAUUCGAAUUCGACCCUCUCGCAGAUUGAAGCGAAGGUGGAAGAAGCUCAAAUGCAGAGGACUGGCAAACAACUUGUCUUAGAGAGAUUUGCUCGCAUUUGGACGCCUGUCGUCCUGUUGACAGUCCUCAUUGUGUGCACAGUGGUGCCCUUGAGCACUGGGGAGAGCUUUCAUGAUUGGAUCCACCGUGGUUUGGUGAUCCUACUCACUGCAUGUCCUUGUGCUAUCGUUAUUGGUGCUCCUUUGGCCACCACGUGUGCGAUUGCAGCUGCUGCCACCCGUGGAGUGCUCAUCAAGAAGCCACAGACAGUGGAGCUGCUGCCGUCGAUUCGCUCUGCCGGUCUGGACAAGACCGGGACGCUCACCAAAGGUGAAUUUGCGGUCCUUCACGUCGAAACAUUUGUGCAAGGAAGUGAUCCAGGUGAUUUGGACCCUCUCAAGAUGGCUGCAGCUGUGGAGAUGAAAUCCGCUCAUCCCAUCAGUGCGGCCAUCGUCUCGAAGGCCGUGGGCUGCGUGGGCGAGGCCUUCGAAACCGCCGACGAGCCAGCCGUGAAGAAGUUCAAAAACCUCCCAGGCGUCGGCGCGCAAGGCAAUGUAUCUUUUGGAUCGAAAACGGCGAGUGUUCUCGUUGGAAAUCAUCGAGUCUUGGAAGCUGUCGCGGAUCCCGGGGCCAGAUCCAUGUUCGCCAAUUUUCAGCGAUGUCAUCCCCACGACACUACUGUGGCGGUGGUGGUGAACGGCACCUUGCGGCUUGGCAUGGCACUCAACGACACUAUCCGCAGCGAUGCAGCCAAAGUGGUCGAGGAAUUGAACGCUUUGGGCUGUGAACCAGUCAUGUUGACCGGCGAUGCGGAAGCAGCCGGAAGGCAUGUUGCCAUUGCGACUGGUUUGGAUCCGUCUGUUUGCUACUUCUCAAUGCAUCCAGAGGACAAGCACGAUUGGGUUCAGAAGCAGGAAGACUCAGGCAAGCCUGCACUGAUGCUCGGUGAUGGCAUCAAUGAUGCGACAGCGCUCGCCAUUGCGAGCGUCGGCGUCGCCAUGGGUGAGACAUCGGCAGCGUUAGCAGCGAACUCGGCUGAUAUGGUGAUGAUGACCGACAAGCUGCAACGACUCUCACAGUGCAUCAGGCUUUGUCGCUAUGCCGUUUGGAUUGAGCGGUUGAACAUUAUCCUUCCCUGCCUGGUGAAGAUUGUGGAGGUUGGCUUCGCAUUAUUUGGCUAUUUGGCCUUAUGGAUGGCUAUCGUAGCUGACUUGGGCGGUUUAUUGCUCGUUCUCAUCCUUGGCUUGAGCGUUUUAUCUCAACGCUUCUGGAGAGAGAUCGCCGAUUCACCCGAGUACGCGGCCAUCAGUGAGAGGACGAGCUCUGGAAGCUCCGAGAGUUUACCUGAGAGCUGUGUAUAGGAACGGGUCAAGACAGAGAUGUAUUUCUUUGGAACUUGGGUCCUUUUUCGAACAAAUCUUGCAACGAAGUGGACACCGGGCUACCACGACAAUUAAUUCACGCAUAGCACUACUUGCUGAGCUUUUUGCAGGUCCCUUCAAAAACCUCAGGGAUCUGAGAAGUGACAGGAUACAAGAUGAUUUAGAGAAAUGACGG
Messenger RNA from Durusdinium trenchii, 3293 nucleotides. NCBI's taxonomy places the organism in Eukaryota, Dinophyceae, Suessiales, Symbiodiniaceae. The record is from the annotation of a GenBank genome assembly.